Messenger RNA from Brassica rapa (field mustard), 483 nucleotides. Its product is annotated as sodium/potassium/calcium exchanger 1-like. NCBI's taxonomy places the organism in Eukaryota, Viridiplantae, Streptophyta, Magnoliopsida, Brassicales, Brassicaceae. The record is from RefSeq and is a predicted model, not a curated record.
AUGGACGAUGGAUUUGCAUUGAGAGACGAAACAAUUCUUGCUAGAAGACUAAAGGAGUUGGAACAAGACAAGAUUCAGAGAGAAAGUUGGUCAUUCCAGUUUGGUGAAGCUGAAACCGGAUAUGCUUCAGGAGGCAGAAGAAGAGAUAAAGAUGGUGAUGAAGAGGCUGAGAUGCAUGGUGAUAAGGAGGGUGAUGAAGAGGCUGAGAAGCAUGGUGAUAAGGAGGGUGAUGAAGAGGCUGAGAAGCAGGGCUUGGAUGAUUAUGAGGCUGAUAAGGAGGGUGAGGACAAUGGUGACAAGGAUGGUGAUGAGGCAGACGCCGAGAAGGAUGGUGAUGAGGCAAAGGCUGAGAAUGAUGGUGAGACACAGAUUGAGGCAGAGGCUGAGAAGGAUGGUGAGAAAGAUGUUGAGAAACAGAUCGAGGCAGAGGGUGAGAAGUUGAUGCAAGAUACUGAAGAGAGAUUUGAUGAUGAUGGAGAUUAG